ACAUAUGAUUUUUCGUAACAGUGACUUUUGGUAUUCGUGCCGGUACGCUAUCCCGAUACAGAUGAGGCUAUGAGGCUUACUGAUGACCUAUCUUGUGCCAGUGAUAAGUCUUAAACAAUUAAGCUUUCUUGCCGGCUUCAUCUUACUUGUGCUUUAAACAAUUCGUACGUGCACUCCACAAAGUGAGCCUUCCAUAAAUCCACCCUUACCAUUUAAUUAGGCACAUAUUCUUCCAUCAAUCAAGAUCGAAUUGAUCUGCCAUGGCAUCAAACAAGCAAAUUGAUCUCGAGUCCCAGAAGCCGGCGACGUCAUCUCCGGCGGCCAGCGUUUCAUCGGCAGCAGCUGCCACCGCGCCGCCAGCUUCUAGCUCGGCUGUACCCGUUUCAGUUGGCAUAACCAACCGCCACAACGUGCAGCCAGAGACGGAGCCUCUGCUGCUGCUGGCGGGCGGCGACGGCGAUGGCGGCUCUGACGACGAGACAACGCGGCUGGAGCGGACCAUCACGCGGGCGUUCCGGAGCACGGCGGAGCUCGCCAAGCACCUGCCCACGGGCGCGGUGCUCGUCUUCGAGGUGCUGUCCCCGGUGUUCACCAACGGCGGCAAGUGCCAGGACGUUAACCGCGUCAUGACGGCGUGGCUGGUGGGGCUCUGCGCCGCGGCGUGCUUCUUCCUCUGCUUCACGGACAGCUUCCACGACGGGAAAGGGACGGUGCGGUACGUGGUGGCCACGCGCGCCGGCCUGUGGGUCAUCGACGGCACCGCGCCGCCGCCGCCGGACGUGGCCGCGACCUACCGCCUCAGGUUCAUCGACUUCUUCCACGCCGUGCUGUCCCUGAUCGUCUUCCUGUCCGUCGCCAUGUUCGAUCACAACGUCGGCGCCUGCUUCUACCCGGUGAUGUCCUACGACACGAGGCAGGUGCUCACCGACGUGCCGCUCGCCGGAGGGCUCGUCGGAACCAUGCUGUUCGCGACGUUCCCGUCGACGCGGCACGGGAUCGGUUUCCCGGUACACGUGGCUUAAUAAGACCGACCCACGUGGAUGUUUUCCUUUCCAGCAGCUGCCUCCUGUCUUGCGUGCUUUGCAUCUCCUAGUUGUCUUGUAAAGUUGUACAAUUGACGUAUAAACUCUGUCUAGAUUCAUUAAUAUAAAUAUAAAUGUGGAAAAUGCUAAAAUGACUUAUAUUAUAAAAUAGAGGGAGUAAUAGAUUUAACGAUUCAAAAUUACGUGAAACUUACAUACAAGUUACACUGUAGUUACAUGCAAGUUACAGUGUAAUUACACUAUAAUUGUACUAUAAUUACAUCUGUUAAAUUUUUAGGAGAAAAUUUAUCAACAAAUGUAUAUGUGGUCCCAUUUAUUACAUGUAAUUGAUUAAUGAUUGCUAGAACAUGUCCUACUGUAAA
Messenger RNA from Oryza sativa Japonica Group (Japanese rice), 1405 nucleotides. RefSeq names its product protein DMP4. NCBI's taxonomy places the organism in Eukaryota, Viridiplantae, Streptophyta, Magnoliopsida, Poales, Poaceae. The record is from RefSeq and is a predicted model, not a curated record. Gene Ontology annotation, biological process: endomembrane system organization.